Thamnophis sirtalis is the source of this 2259-nucleotide messenger RNA. NCBI's taxonomy places the organism in Eukaryota, Metazoa, Chordata, Lepidosauria, Squamata, Natricidae. The record is from RefSeq and is a predicted model, not a curated record.
AUGUGUUUCUUUUAUCAGCAGUUGAGUCCAUUCAGCUCUAGUAAUAAUCACUUGUUUAAUUCCGCAGAUGACAAGCAAGAGCAGGAGAAGGACGAGCAAGAGUGCCAACUGGAAGAAGCGGUGGAAGUGGAUCCCGGGAGGAUUUCCUUCGAAGUGGUGGAAGAGAGCUGUACAAUAGAAGAGGAAUCUCCGGCAAGCGAGAAGCCCUAUAGUUGCUCCAAGUGUGAGGAAAGUUUCGCCAAUAAAUCAUUGCUCCUUGAACACCGAAGAUCACAUCCGGGGGACAGGCGAUACGGAUGCUCCAUGUGUGAGAAGAGGUUCAACAAGAAAGCUUGUCUUCUUGCACACGAAAGAUCUCACACAGGAGACAAGCCUUACCAGUGUUCGGAUUGUGGCAAGGCCUUCGGGCAGGAAUCGUCUCUCGUUACGCACCAGAGAACCCACACUGGAGAGAAACCCUACGAAUGUUCGGAGUGUGGGAAGAGCUACCCCUGGAAGACAUCUCUGGCGGUUCAUCAGAAGAUUCACGCUGGCGAGACGUACUCGUGCCCCGUGUGCGAGAAAACCUUCAAUCAGAAGUCUUUACUUCGGAUACACAAGAGGAUCCACACGGCGGAAAAACUGUACAAAUGCUCGGACUGUGACCAGAGCUUCACCCUUGAAAAAUACCUUAAUGCGCACAGGGUAAGGGCUCACACCCGGGAGCGACCGCACGCCUGCUCGCACUGUGACAAAACCUUCAUCUUUAAAUAUUCUCUCAUCGAACACGAGCGCAUGCACACCGAUGAGAGGCCUUAUGAAUGCUCUGAGUGUGGCAAACGCUACAAUGGCAAAGCUGCCCUGGUGGUCCACCAAAACACACAUGGCGGACAGAAAUCCUAUCUGUGCCCCGAGUGCGGCAAGAGUUUCAAGACCAAAUGCGCUCUGACGGGUCACGAGAAAAGCCACAAAGGAGAGAAGCCCCAUAAAUGUGCCCAAUGCGACAAAAGCUUCUUCUGGAAACACCGCCUUGUUCUGCACGAGAGGGUUCACUCCGGGGAGAUGCCCUACCAGUGCGCGGAGUGCGGCGAACGCUUCCGUUACAGAAACAACCUGACCAAGCACAAGAGGAACACGCACGAGAGAAACCGGAUGGUUGGGGAGAGGAUCUAUCAGUGCUCAAUUUGUGGCAAAAGUUUCCGCUGGAGACGGAGCUUCAUCUUGCACGAGAGGGCCCACAUGGGAGACAAGCCCUUUAAAUGUACCGAUUGUGGGAAAAGCUUCAUGAGCCGCGUGUCCCUCAUUGUUCACAAGAGGAUCCACACGGGAGAGAGGCCUUACAAGUGCCCUGAAUGUGGGAAAAGCUUCAUUAAGAAGCAGGCCCUCAGUAAACACAAGACGGUCCAUACAGGCGAGAGGCGCUAUUUGUGCAACGUCUGUGGAAGAAGGUUCUCCAACAAGGGUAAUCUGAUGAGGCACACCAAGAUCCACACGGGAGAGAAGCCCUACAGCUGCCCCAUAUGUGGGAAAGGCUUCAUACAGAAAGUGUGCCUUAUUGAACACGAACCCACCCACAGCAAGGAAAAACCCUUCAUCUGUUCCGAAUGCGGGAAGAAGUUCAAGCGGAAAAGGGGUUUCCUUCUGCACUUGAGAAUGCAUCGAGGGGAAAUGCUGCAAGAGACCACCACCAAGAAAAGCGUCAACGGGGGAGAUCCCUCCGCCGCAGACAGCAAGGCCCCAGCGAAAGAGAGAUGCCAUCCGUGCCUGGAAUGUGGGAAAAGUUUCCACUCAAGGUGCCAUCUCAUUAUGCAUCAGAGGACCCACACGGGAGAGAAGCCCUAUCAGUGCCCAGAGUGCGGGAAAAGCUUCAGUCAGCAGUCGUCCCUCAACACACACCAGCGAGUCCACACGGGCGAGAAGCCCUCCCUGUGUACAGAGUGCGGGAAAAGUUUCCACAAUAAAAGCAACCUGGCCCGGCACCAGCGAAUCCACACGGGGGAAAAGCCCUUUGCCUGCCCAGAGUGCGGGAAGAGUUUCAUUCAGAAAGCCUCUUUGGAGGCUCACAAAGCCACCCACAGCAAAGAGAACCCCUUCUCCUGCUCCGACUGCGGGAAGACCUUCAAGCUGAAAAUGUCACUCCUCACCCACCAGAGGACUCACACGGGGGAGAAACCCUACGCCUGUUCCCAGUGCGAGAAAAGAUUCAUCCGACGUUCUCAGCUGCGCAGGCACGAAAAGGCACAUGCAGGUAAAUGUAAAAGGGACACCGUGGCUCAUUGA